This is a messenger RNA of Lepidothrix coronata (blue-crowned manakin), 963 nucleotides long. RefSeq names its product transmembrane protein 81 (gene TMEM81). Lineage: Eukaryota; Metazoa; Chordata; Aves; Passeriformes; Pipridae. The record is from RefSeq and is a predicted model, not a curated record. Bases 125 to 937 code for a protein of 270 amino acids. The transcript has 3 exons.
GUUUGGGGCUGUGACAUCAGCUCUGCUCCCCUGGGAGUGGAUCUGGGUGUCACCAGAGGCAAACCCCUGCCCAGACUGCCUUGGAUUUCGGUGGAUCAGAGUGGCUGGAGGUUGAGGAGCUGCCAUGAAGCCCUUGGAGCAGAGCCACGUCCCCGGGCUGGUGCUGAGUGCCCUGUGUGUCCUGGCCGUGGUGUCCCCGGGCGAGGUGCCCGUCCCGAGCGAGGUGCCCAUCUCGGAGGAGAUCCUGGAGCAGCUCAGGGCGUCGGUGGCCAGGAUCGCCGUGAACUCCACACCCUGCAGCGUCACCUGCGGGCCAGGCCUGAAGCUGGAGGAGCUGUGUGAGGUGACCCCGGCCGGGGAGAGGAGGAACUGCUCCCUGGUCAGCUCCUACUGCCUGGGCACCUUCCUGUGCGGGCUCCGGCACCUCACCGUGCCCACGGGGCAGCCCCUCCAGCUGCCCUGCCUGGCCCCCGACGCCCCCAGGCCGGGCAACCACGGCUACAGCUACACCUGGGAGCUGGCCCGGGGCCUCAUCACCACCAACGACCUCCUGUUCGAGCCCCUGAGGAACUCCAGCCCCGCUUUGAGCUUCUCCCCCGCGCGGGAGGCGCACGCCGGGACCUACCGGUGCGAUGUGCGGCUCCGGGGCACCUCCAAGCCCAUCAAGAGGGUCUACUUUGGCCUCAGGGUCAUCCCUGGAGACCUGGUGGGGCUCAGCUUCCAGCAGUCCCUGACCUGGGAGCAGAAGCUGGAGGGGAACCUGAAGGAGGGGAGCGCCGGGAACGGCAGCCGGGAAGGGCGGGAGCGCUUCUGGGAGCAGGAGGAGUUCUCUGAAGCUGUGCUGGGAAUUGGGAGCGGAGUGCUGGGGGCCAUCCUGCUCAGCCUCCUGCUCUGCUGCUGCCAGAGGCUUUGGAGAAGGAGAGGAGCAGAGAAAUGAAGGGAGAUUCCUGCAGGGAGAGAGUG